UCUGAAAAAGUUGGCCGGUGAGAUUGACCAACUUUAUGAGUAGAUACGCAGCGUUUCCUUUACCCAGAGUCUGCACGCAAACUUAAAGGUAUCCUUUACACUGCUUCGUGGUCUCCUUCAUCAGCAUAAAUGCCGAACCUUUUGUCCAAAGCUCCGGAUUUGGUUGCCGUCUUCGUUCAUUGCUAGGCGAUGGACAGGCGGCGGAUCCAGGUGAGCGACGAAGAGUCUCAAGUUCCACGAGAAGAGAGCCGGAGGAGGAGGAGAAAGAAAGCCAUCACCUCGUCCUCCUCCAACUCCAUGGAUCAGAUCACCGUUGAGUUUGUGCUGCCCACGGCCACGCGGGGUGGGAACAGCCCUGACACUCUGCAGCUGGAUGUGGCUGGGAACUGGACCGUCGAACAGGUGAAAGCUCAGGUGUGGAUGAAAGCGGUGACUUCAAACCUAUGCCCUGAGUUCUACCAGCGGUUUUCUCCUGACCAUUGCAUCCUGCUUUACCAGAAGAAAGGAAAUGUUUGUGAGAUCUAUGACAAGCACCAGGUCUUCCAGACGCUAGACUGCAUUGGCUACUGGAGAGCCCUGAAGAAGGAUGUGGGGCGAAUUCAGCUGGCGGUCCGCCCGCAGCCCAUGCAGGAGUCCGUGGAGUACCAGUGCUACCUGAACUACCUGAUAGGCUACGACGUGACUGACGUCAGCAAUGUCCACGACGAUGAGCUGGAGUUCACGCGCAGGAAGCUGCUGACCCCCCGACGCAUAGAGCUGUCAGAUCGCGACCCAAAGCUCUACUCCAUGGACCCCUGGGUGACCCGCAAGCCACUGCCUGAGCACCUGCUCUCCAAGAUCAAUAAUGGUCACAUCCUGGUGGUAAUCCACGUGAGCAAGGCCAGCCAGACCAUCAAGGUCUCUAUUGAUGACACACCAACUCAGGUGUUGGCGAGCUUUUUUGCCAAAACAACAAACAAAAGAGCUUUGCUGGGCAUCUCUGACAACGUGUGUGAGGCUGACUUUGUGCUUCGGGUGUGCGGCAGGGACGAGUACCUGUAUGGAGAGAAGCCUCUGCAGAACUUUAACUGGAUCCGUCAGUGCCUGAAGAAUGGUGAGGAAAUCCACCUGCUUCUGGAGACGCCGCCUGAUCCUAAUCUGGAUCUGGUACGGAAGGAAGAUUGGGCCCAAGUGGAUGACUGCACUGGAGUUGCAGGUACCCAUGAGCAACUGACCAUUGAUGAGAAAGACCAUGAGCGUGUGUUCACCAUCUCCAUGUGGGACUGUAACAGGAAGUUCAGAGUGAAGGUGCUAGGGAUUGACAUCCCAUCCCUCCCCAAAGUCCCAGAGCUUAUUGUCUACAUCGAGGCCAGCAUCUUCCACGGGCAGCAGCUUUUAGCUCAGGAGAGAACCACCUCCAAAACUUUCAGUGAAGAGGUGCUGUGGAACUGCUGGCUGGAAUUUAGCAUUAAAAUCAAGGACCUACCUAAGGGAGCACGCCUUAACCUCCAGGUGAUCUGUGGGAAGCAACCCCAGACCCCAAAUUCCAAAGCAGGUUCCUACCAAGAGAAUACAGCAGGAAGCAGCAGUCUUGAUGGAAAGACCAAGAGUCGUCUCCUUUACUACGUGAACCUGCUCCUGAUCGACCACCGCUCAUUGCUCCGUCAGGGCGAGUUCAUCCUCCACAUGUGGAAGAUGCCAGAAAAGAGCGAGGAGAGCAGCAGUAGCAUCAACGCAGACAAGCUCACCUCAGCCACGAACCCAGACAAGGCCUCUUCCAUGGCCAUCGCCAUUUUGCUGGACAAAUACUGCUAUCCCGUGGUGCUACCCAAGAGCCGGGACGUGGGCCGGGACUGGGGGGUUGGGGGCGAAGAAGCAGAGGGAGGGGAGCGAGGUCAGAGAGAGAUGCCAAACCACUUAAAAAAACAGUUUGAGGCCAUCGUAGGUACCGAUCCCCUACAUCCCCUCAGCCCCGAGGACAAAGAACUGCUGUGGCACUUUAGACAUGAGUGUAUGCGUGACCCCAGAGCCUACCCAAAGCUGCUGGGCUCAGUCAGGUGGGGAAAACAGGAAGAUGUUUUGGCAACACACCGGCUGCUGGAGCGCAGUAGCGCAUGGGACACCAGUGGUCUGGAUGUUGGCCUGGCCAUGCAGCUGCUUGACUGCCACUACUCAGAUUCUCAGGUUCGCUCAAUGGCAGUGAGGAAGCUGGAGACACUGGAAGAUGAUGAUGUGCUCAGAUAUCUUCUCCAGCUUGUACAGGCAGUCAAGUUUGAGCCGUACCAUGACAGUGCUCUAGUCAGGUUCCUACUGAAGAGAGCUCUGAGGAGUAAGCGUAUUGGUCAUUUUCUCUUCUGGUUCUUGCGGAGUGAGAUCGCCCAGUCCAAGCACUACCAGCAGAGGUACGCUGUCCUGCUGGAGGCCUACCUCAGAGGCUGUGGGGAAAAUAUGCUGCAGGACUUCAAGAAGCAGGUGGAUGUGACGGAGGCUCUGCAGAAAGUCACCCGUGAGAUCAAGACCAUGUCUGCAGACAAGUACGAUGUUACGCCACAAGUGGUGUUUCAGUUGCGUCAGAAGCUGGAGAAUCUGCAGUCCUCCGGUCUGCCGGAGAGUUUCAGAGUCCCUUAUGAUCCAGGACUAAGAGCUGGACCGCUGCUGAUUGAGCAGUGCAAAGUGAUGGCAUCUAAGAAGAAGCCGCUGUGGCUGCAGUUCAGAAGGGCCGACACCACCACUCUGUCCAAAGACCCCAUAGGCAUCAUCUUCAAAGACGGUGAUGACCUCAGACAGGAUAUGCUCAUCCUGCAGAUUCUGCUCAUAAUGGAGUCAAUCUGGGAGACUGAAUCUCUGGAUCUCUGUCUUUUACCGUAUGGCUGCAUCUCCACUGGAAAUAAGAUAGGUAUGAUUGAAAUUGUUAAGGAUGCCACCACCAUCGCCAACAUCCAGCAGAGUGUUGUGGGAAGCACUGGGGCAUUUAAAGAUGAAAUCCUAUAUCAGUGGCUCCGGGACAAGUGUGUCAGCGAGGACAAGUUCCAGCAGGCUGUAGAGAGAUUUCUGUAUUCCUGCGGUGGAUACUGUGUGGCUACUUACGUCCUGGGUAUUGGGGAUCGCCAUAAUGACAACAUCAUGAUCACUGAAUCUGGGAAUCUGUUCCACAUCGACUUUGGUCACAUCCUGGGGAAUUACAAGAGUUUCAUGGGAAUCAGUAAGGAGUGGGUUCCCUUUGUGCUCACACCAGACUUCCUGUAUGUCAUGGGAACAUCAGGAAAGAAAAGUAGCCCCCACUUCCAGAAUUUUCAGGAUGUGUGCGUGAAGGCUUACCUCGCCCUUCGGCAUCACACCAACCUGCUGAUCAUUCUUUUCUCCAUGAUGCUGAUGACAGGGAUGCCCCAGCUGACUAGUAAGGAGGACAUCGAGUACAUCCGUGAGGCACUCACUGUUGGCCGUAGUGAGGAUGAGGCGCAGCGCCACCUGCUGGAUCAGAUAGAGAUCUGCAGGGAGAAAGGCUGGAUGGUUCAGAUUAAUUGGUUCGUUCAUCUGGUCCUGGGAAUCAAGCAGGGUGUGGAGAAACGGUCCACUUAGGACUUUUUAGGGCCCGAGCACGAACUGUGCGAAGGCCCUAUUGUAUUUGCUCUGUUUAUUAUUAUUAUUAUUAUUAUUAUUAGGGCCCGAGCACGAACUGUGUGAAGGCCCUAUUGUAUUU
Messenger RNA from Archocentrus centrarchus (flier cichlid), 3679 nucleotides. It is a transcript of the gene pik3cg, whose product is annotated as phosphatidylinositol-4,5-bisphosphate 3-kinase, catalytic subunit gamma. The transcript has 24 exons. Gene Ontology annotation, cellular component: phosphatidylinositol 3-kinase complex, class IB; phosphatidylinositol 3-kinase complex, class IA; plasma membrane. Gene Ontology annotation, molecular function: 1-phosphatidylinositol-4-phosphate 3-kinase activity; 1-phosphatidylinositol-3-kinase activity. Bases 190 to 3558 code for a protein of 1122 amino acids. Gene Ontology annotation, biological process: phosphatidylinositol-3-phosphate biosynthetic process; phosphatidylinositol 3-kinase/protein kinase B signal transduction; cell migration. The record is from RefSeq and is a predicted model, not a curated record. Lineage: Eukaryota; Metazoa; Chordata; Actinopteri; Cichliformes; Cichlidae.